Molecule: messenger RNA, 1767 nt
Organism: Anoplopoma fimbria (sablefish)
Lineage: Eukaryota; Metazoa; Chordata; Actinopteri; Perciformes; Anoplopomatidae
Gene: elovl1a
Product: ELOVL fatty acid elongase 1a
Exons: 8
Coding region: 374-1318 (314 amino acids)
Biological process (GO): sphingolipid biosynthetic process; fatty acid elongation, saturated fatty acid; fatty acid elongation, monounsaturated fatty acid
Cellular component (GO): endoplasmic reticulum membrane; endoplasmic reticulum
Molecular function (GO): fatty acid elongase activity
Source: RefSeq, a predicted model, not a curated record
ACUAGCAAGUUGUAGUAGAGCCCCGGGGUUUAAAUUGACCUGAAUGAUCCCAGUGCUGUAGUUAACAUAGCUGGCCUCUCAAAUUUUGCUCAUCUCUCUCUUUUGCUUUCUUUCCCCAUCUCUUACCUGUGAAACUUUCAGCUCUUGGAUUGCUAGUAAAAAAAAGGAAUCAGAGACAUUUGAGGAAAGCUUGAGGUUACCACCCACUGAGAGGCUCUGCAUGUAUCUGGUUCACCUCUCACUGAUUGAUCAGUUUCUCUGGAUUGAGUGCUGCCGGCCCUGGCUGUGCAGCUGCUUUCCUCUCACACAGGAGUGAGUGCUGAGGACUUUUGCUCUGCCGUUGUUUAAUAGCUAAAAGGAACUAGGAGUCACCAUGCUGCGAGAAGCUGUAUCAAACAUUUUAAAAUUCGAAACAUAUUUGGAAUCGUGGAUUGAUGUCCGAGUCAAGGACUACCCACUUAUGCAGGGCCCCGUAAAGAUGACCGUCAUCCUGAUAGCCUAUGUCAUCUUCUCAAAGUUCAUUGGGCCUCGCCUGAUGGCAAACCGUAAGCCCCUCCGUCUCAACACAGCCAUGAUUGUCUACAACCUCAGCAUGGUUUUACUGAACGCCUACCUGGUGUACGAGUUCCUGAUGGCUGGAUGGGGCACCACCUACACGUGGAGAUGUGACCUUGUUGACAAGUCAACGAGCCCAGAGACUUUCAGGAUGAUACGAGUGUGUUGGUUGUUUUAUUUUUCGAAAUUCAUUGAACUCCUUGACACAGUGUUCUUUGUGCUGAGGAAGAAGCAAAGCCAGAUAACAUUUCUCCAUGUGUUCCAUCACUCCUUCAUGCCCUGGACGUGGUGGUGGGGGGUCACCCUGACUCCUGCUGGAGGAAUGGGCACCCUCCAUGCCAUGGUGAAUGCAGCCGUCCACGUCGUCAUGUACUUCUAUUACCUACUCUCUGCUGCUGGACCUCGCUUCCAGAAAUACCUGUGGUGGAAGAAGUACAUGACAGCCAUUCAGCUUAUACAGUUUGUUGUGGUCUCCGUUCACAUCAGCCAGUACUACUUUAUGGAAAAGUGUGACUACCAGGUUCCUAUGUGGAUCCACCUGAUUUGGAUGUACGGCGUCUUCUUCUUCCUCCUCUUCUCCAACUUUUGGAUUCAGGCCUACAUAAAGGGAAAGCGGCUUCCCGCUACGGACAACAAGCCCAAACAGAACGGCUCAACCAGUGAAGCUAUCUCUGUGGUGGCCAAUGGGAAACACCUGGAGAAUGGGAAUGGGCACCACCACACCAAUGGCAAAAUCAUCCUGGGCAAAGUAAAGGAAAUCUGACUUGGUGACUCUGGAGGCUUUAUAAAGCUAACUUGGAAAUGUCAUUUGUACCUAGUAGCAUAUUGAAACGGCACAGAUUUCGAUAUGUCACUUCUAAACUACAUAAUUUUCUCUAUAUAUCUACUUUUUCUUAUGAACACUUGUUGGGAUAUGUUUUGGUGGUUUGAUGGCUUGCCACAUUGUUUGAUAGUCGUGAAAACUAUUAACUGUGAUGAACACUGUAUGGAAAUUGGUGCUCGUUUUGUCACAUUUAGUAUUCCUCAACUCAGGCUUGACCCACACAAGCCUGAUCCACACUACUGUUUGGCUGGCAUGACCCUUGUUGCUCAGUUUCCACUGAAGACCAGCACAUUUAAACAACUUCUAUAAAUGUUAUGUCACAACAAAGCUUUCAUUGUAAAUGUCAAAUAUUUAGUUUUGUUCUGUUUUUAAUUUAUCUUUUGAAAUAA